Mesocestoides corti is the source of this 684-nucleotide messenger RNA. Lineage: Eukaryota; Metazoa; Platyhelminthes; Cestoda; Cyclophyllidea; Mesocestoididae. The record is from the annotation of a GenBank genome assembly.
AUGCCGUGCAAGUAACCAUGGGCCUAUACGUUGCCCGGAAUGGCGGAUUUUGUGGCGCGUCGAGUGCAGCAGAAGGAGCGUGGCCUGAAGGCACCUUUCGACUCCUCGAGCGAAAGAAUCACGAUGACGGGGCCACGAAAGACGACGGGGCCACGAAAGACGACGGGACCUGGGCCCACGGAAUACCAGCCCCCGAACACCUCCAUGAAGCGCAUCCUUCCUGCCAUCAUCUCUGCAUUCAAAGACAAACCUAGAUCGGUCAAGCCUAAAGACGUUCCACCUCCGAAUGCCUACGACGUAACACCCUCCUACAGAGCCCUUAAGAACCAGAAAAGUUUCCAUGUUUCUCGAAAAGCAGAGCCCCUUGAUGGAUUUCUGAAUACUGAAGAGAGGUUCAACAAAUUUGGGGAGGGUAUAGCUCAUGACGAAUCUAUUCCCGGUAAGUUGACUGCUUUGCUAAGUCCAGGAGCCUACUGCAUCAGACGCGAUCCCCGGCCCAAACCGGGGUCAAUUGUGCGGACGGAAGAGAGGUUCAAGUCCAUGGAUAACUCUCUACCAGGACCUGCAGAUUAUAAAGUGAGUCCAAAUGUUCCAUCUCUUCUGUUGAGCUUAAUUUCCAUUGGCUUAAACCAGCUCACUGUCCCGGAGUUUUGCGGCCGUCAUUUCUGUGACACAACAAAUUAA